AUGGUUGCGGAGGAUUGGCAGGUACAGAGACCAGAUCAUAUUGGGGUGGACUCUACGCAGAAGGACUCGUGGAGCAUCGAAGAAGACAAGAUCCUGAUUAAAGCACACAUGCAGAUUGGGAACAAAUGGGCCAAGAUAGCCGAGACAUUGCCUGGAAGGACAGGUAAUGCAAUAAAAAAUUACUGGAAUACCACCAAGCAUAGGCAGCUCUCUCAGCGCAAGGUUCUCCCGCACAACAACUCCAACCUCUUGCAAGACUACAUCAGGAGUGUCACCGUUCCAUCUUUGCCGAAACGGUCGCCACUAGGCGUGUGCAUGGUCCGGGCCGGUCCGGUCCCGCCUGAAGUGCCCAACCAUGCCCAGCCACCACCGCCGGCUCAGACGCCAGCCAACAAUUACUUCGGUUUUCCAAUGGGUGAUGGGAAUGGGAAUCUUGGGCUAUAUCGAGUGAAGGACAAUCGUUAUCAUCAGGUGCAGAGGGAAAGUGGUGGUAAUGGGAGUGAAGAAAGGUUUGGUAAUGGACGUGAGCUAAACUUGGAGAUGAGCUUGGAGAUGGACGGUGAUCGCCACCACCGCCAUCACCCUCAUCACCAUAAUGACUAUCAACGUCGGGAGAUUAAGAAGCUGGACUUCCUCGAGAUGAUGGCCUGCCGAAGUGGCUAA
This is a messenger RNA of Rhodamnia argentea, 663 nucleotides long. Its product is annotated as myb-like protein AA. Gene Ontology annotation, cellular component: nucleus. The record is from RefSeq and is a predicted model, not a curated record. Lineage: Eukaryota; Viridiplantae; Streptophyta; Magnoliopsida; Myrtales; Myrtaceae. The coding region runs from base 1 to 663 and encodes 220 amino acids. Gene Ontology annotation, biological process: regulation of DNA-templated transcription. The transcript is spliced from 3 exons. Gene Ontology annotation, molecular function: RNA polymerase II cis-regulatory region sequence-specific DNA binding; DNA-binding transcription factor activity, RNA polymerase II-specific.